This is a messenger RNA of Osmerus eperlanus (European smelt), 4577 nucleotides long. RefSeq names its product ATPase phospholipid transporting 9B (gene atp9b). Gene Ontology annotation, biological process: phospholipid translocation; retrograde vesicle-mediated transport, Golgi to endoplasmic reticulum; endocytosis. Lineage: Eukaryota; Metazoa; Chordata; Actinopteri; Osmeriformes; Osmeridae. Gene Ontology annotation, cellular component: plasma membrane; endosome; trans-Golgi network. The record is from RefSeq and is a predicted model, not a curated record. Gene Ontology annotation, molecular function: ATP hydrolysis activity; ATPase-coupled intramembrane lipid carrier activity; ATP binding. Bases 43 to 3450 code for a protein of 1135 amino acids. The transcript has 29 exons.
GUAAGUCAGCUGACGUAUGUAUACAUUGACAGCCAAGCCAUCAUGGCUGACAGCAUCUCGCUGAACCCAGUGCGGAAGAACUCCAAAAGAAUCGCGUAUUAUAAUACUGGAAGACAUUCAAGGUACUCCUUAGAAGAUGAGCUGACCAGCUUGGACGAGAUGCCCUUGAUGAUGUCGGAGGAAGGCUUUGAGAAGGAGGAGAGCGACUACCAGACGCUGCCCCGGGCCAGGGUGGAGCAGGCCCGGGGUGGCCUGGGGUGGUUCCUACUGGGAGGCUGGAAGAUGCUCUGUGGAAGGUGCUGGGACUGCCUGACACACAUCUGUCGGAGGAGGAAAGAGGCGAAGGCCAGGACGGUGUGGCUCGGCUGUCCGGAGAAGUGCGAGGAGAAAUACCCCAGGAACGCCAUCAAGAACCAGAAGUACAACUUCCUCACAUUCGUGCCUGGGGUUCUUUAUCAACAGUUCAAGUUCUUCCUGAAUCUGUACUUCCUGGUGGUCGCCUGCUCGCAGUUUGUCCCCUCGCUGAAGAUCGGCUACCUGUACACCUACUGGGGCCCCCUGGGCUUUGUGAUGGCCGUUACCAUGGUGAGGGAGGCUGUGGACGAGGUGCGUCGGUACCAGCGAGACAAGGAGAUGAACUCCCAGCUCUACAGCAAGCUCACUGUCCGAGGCAAAGUGCAAGUGAAGAGUUCUGACAUACAAGUAGGAGACCUCAUCAUUGUUGAGAAGAAUCAGAGGAUGCCUGCAGAUAUGAUCUUCCUUCGAACGUCGGAGAAGAACGGUUCAUGCUUCCUCAGGACAGAUCAGCUGGACGGAGAGACAGACUGGAAGCUGAAGGUGGCUGUCUUGUGUACGCAACGACUUCCUGCUCUGGAGGACCUCUUCUCCAUCAACGCUUAUGUCUACGCCCAGAAACCUCAGCUAGACAUCCACAGCUUCGACGGAAACUUCACCAGAGAAGACAGUGAUCCUCCCCUCCAUGAGAGCCUGAGUAUAGACAACACACUCUGGGCCAGCACCGUCGUGGCAUCAGGUACAGUGAUAGGGGUGGUGAUCUACACAGGGAAGGAGACCAGAAGUGUCUUGAACACAUCCCACGCCAAGAAUAAGGUGGGCCUGCUGGACCUGGAGCUGAACCGUCUCACCAAGGCCCUGUUCCUGGCCCAGGUGCUGCUGUCUGUGGUGAUGAUCGCCCUGCAGGGCUUCGUGGGGCCCUGGUUCAGGAACCUGUUCAGGUUCAUCGUGCUGUUCUCCUACAUCAUUCCCAUCAGUUUGCGAGUGAACCUGGAUAUGGGCAAGUCUGCGUACGGCUGGAUGAUCAUGAAGGACGAGCACAUCCCUGGGACUGUGGUGAGGACGAGCACCAUCCCUGAGGAGCUAGGACGCCUGGUCUACCUGCUCACCGACAAGACAGGCACUCUGACCCAGAACGAGAUGGUGUUCAAGCGUCUGCACCUGGGGACGGUGUCGUACGGGACAGACACCAUGGACGAGAUCCAGACUCACCUGGUCCGGUCAUACGCACAGCAGGCAGCCCCCUCCCAGGCCCCUGGGCAGCCUAGCAGCGCUGCCCCCAGCACGGGCACAGCCUCAGCCUCCACCCCCUCCCGGAAGCCCGUGCCGGCGGGGCCCAAGGUGCGUAAGAGCGUGAACAGUCGCAUCCACGAGGCGGUGAAGGCUGUGGCGCUCUGCCACAACGUCACUCCCGUGUACGAUCACAGCGCCGACGUCGCCACGGAGACGGAGACUGCAGAGGCCGACCAGGACUUCAGCGACGACAACCGCACUUACCAGGCCUCUAGUCCAGACGAGGUGGCGCUGGUGCGCUGGACUGAGAGUGUGGGGCUGACCCUGGUGACCAGAGACCUGUCCUCCAUGCAGCUGAGGAGUCCAGCCGGACAGACCCUCUCCUUCCUCAUCCUGCAGGUGUUCCCCUUCACCUCAGAGAGCAAGAGGAUGGGCAUCAUCCUCCGGGAGGAGUCCACUGGUGACAUCACCUUUUACAUGAAGGGAGCUGACGUUGCCAUGACGAGCAUUGUGCAGUAUAACGACUGGCUGGAGGAGGAGUGUGGGAACAUGGCCAGGGAAGGGCUCAGGACCCUGGUGGUGGCCAAGAAGGGCCUGUCUGAGGAGCAGUACCAGGACUUUGAAAGCCGGUACAGUCAGGCCAGGCUGAGCCUCCAUGACCGUGCUCUGAAGGUGGUUGCGGUGGUGGAGAGUCUGGAGAGGGAGAUGGAGCUGCUGUGUGUGACGGGAGUGGAGGACCAGCUGCAGGCGGACGUCAGGCCCACCCUGGAGCUGCUGAGGAACGCUGGCAUCAAGAUCUGGAUGCUCACUGGGGACAAGCUGGAAACAGCCACCUGCAUCGCCAAGAGCUCCCAUCUAGUGUCCCGGAGCCAGGACGUUCACAUCUUUAAACCGGUCUCCAACCGAGGGGAGGCCCACCUGGAGCUGAACUCCUUCAGGAGGAAACACGACUGUGCUCUGGUCAUCUCUGGAGACUCCCUGGAGGUGUGUCUGCGCUACUAUGAGCAUGAGUUUGUGGAGCUGGCAUGUCAGUGUCCUGCAGUGGUCUGCUGUCGCUGCUCCCCCACACAGAAAGCCCACAUCGUCAAGCUGCUCCAGCAGCACACUGACAACAGGACCUGCGCUAUAGGUGAUGGAGGAAAUGAUGUCAGUAUGAUCCAGGCUGCAGACUGUGGGAUUGGUAUUGAGGGGAAGGAGGGGAAGCAGGCCUCUCUGGCAGCAGACUUCUCUAUAACCCAGUUCAAGCACAUCGGCCGCCUGCUCAUGGUGCACGGCAGGAACAGCUACAAGCGCUCGGCCUCCCUGGGCCAGUUCGUCAUGCACCGGGGCAUGAUCAUCUCCACCAUGCAGGCUGUCUUCUCCUCUAUCUUCUACUUUGCGUCCGUUCCUUUGUACCAGGGCUUUCUCAUGGUUGGCUAUGCCACCAUCUACACCAUGUUUCCAGUGUUCUCCCUGGUCCUGGACCAGGACGUGAAGCCAGAGAUGGCUCUCCUCUACCCAGAGCUCUACAAAGACCUCACCAAGGGCCGGUCCUUGUCCUUCAAGACGUUCCUCAUCUGGGUGUUGAUCAGUGUUUAUCAAGGUGGCAUCCUGAUGUAUGGCGCCCUGGUGCUGUUUGAGUCUGAGUUUGUUCACGUGGUGGCGAUCUCCUUCACAGCGCUGGUGCUGACGGAGCUGCUGAUGGUGGCGCUGACCAUCCGGACCUGGCACUGGGUGAUGGUGCUGGCGGAGCUGUUCAGCCUGCUCUGCUACGCCGCCUCCCUCGCCUUCCUCAACGAGUACUUCGACCUGGCCUUCAUCAUAACGCCAGCCUUCCUGUGGAAGGUGUCAGCCAUAACUGGGGUCAGCUGCCUCCCUCUCUACAUCAUCAAAUACCUGAAGAGGAAGUUCUCACCUCCAAGCUACUCCAAGCUGUCUUCAUGAGCUGUGGGCUCCAAUCUGCUCUCUGUAUUUAUCUUCGCGACUCUGCUGCCCUACUCUUCAGCGUGUUUAUUUUGCUGGUGCAUGAUGGGAACCCGAAUACCGAGGACCACUGGAAGAUAAGAAAAAUCACUGAAUUGUUGAUGUAACUGGAGGAUGGGAGUACUUGACAAGAGUGAUUUCCAAAACACAGACUCAACACAGAUGUUGUGACGAAGAAGAGGCCUGAUCGACCAUCUCGUCCCUCUUUAAGACUUCUUCUCUCCUUCGGCUUCGAGUGUCGUUUUUUAUACCGUCAUUUGGUUUUGCUGUGAACUUUUUCUAUGUGGACUCUUUACGCAAUUUUCAAUACUGCCUAGUGUUUCAUAACACUGUGAAACACAUUUCUUUGAUACAUGUAGCUUUUACUACUGAACAACAUGCUGCUCUUUACUGUACUUGCUAUGAGGGGAAAAAAGCACAUUUACCACAAUACGCAAAAUGACUCAAUGAUUUGGUUGGGAACAACACCACUGCUACAGGCUGUCUAGAAGCAGAGUGGCAUAUCAUCACACCCUCAGACAUCCCUCAUGGUGGGAAACCAGCACUCCAUCCUCGUGUUAUUAGCUGUGAUGUGUGUAUGCUGGCUGGAGACAGUGGAGAGACCCAGCUGUCCGAAUGGUUGCUGUGUACUGGCAGGUGAAAUCGUACCUUAUUAUGAGGAUUUAAAACAGUCUCUUGAGGCUGAUCUAAUGUUAGUUAAAAUAUUUUGGGUUUAUUUUUAGUGUGACCUCCUGUUACAGCAGAUUGAUCAUGAGAAUGACCCUGCUGUAGUUAACGAUUCACCAGAUGAUGUUUACAGAUUAAUGUUCUACCAUUAGGUUCUUUGUCUCAAAGAAAUACUUGCAAUUAGGAUUUGUGAUUCCUGAAAAUCAGUUGUGAUUUUAUUUAGCUGCUCAGAUUAUGGCCAAUAUAACAGUAUCUUAACUAAGACCUAUUCAGUAAAAUUCAGGACUUUAGAUAAAGGUGAUUUGUGAUUUUGGUGAACUGACACUGAAAUCAGGUGUUAUCAUUCCCUUGAUGAGUGUUUCUUCAGUUGGAUACCGAGGCUAUAAAUGGUCUUGCAGAACAAAAUAAAAUAUAUGUUUCAA